Messenger RNA from Caenorhabditis auriculariae, 1663 nucleotides. The record is from the annotation of a GenBank genome assembly. Lineage: Eukaryota; Metazoa; Nematoda; Chromadorea; Rhabditida; Rhabditidae.
AUGCAGAGAGCCGCAGCUCCUACCAGGUGGGAAUCGCCUGCAAAACGUUCGCAUUUUCCAGACGUCCUUGGGAACGAGAAAAAAAAGGGUCGCGUAAAUUGAAAGGGCGAAAUCAAGGACGAACAAAUUAUUGCUCAACUGAGCACGAAAAACGGGAAUUCAUUGAGGUUUUGGGUUGAAAAACGGUCAAAUUUUGAAUUUUUUUCGAUAUUUCUUUCAUAUCAAACUCCUACUGUGUAAAAAAGCAUUCAAAGACAAAUUUUCGAUCAAAAAAAAAAAGAGAAAAAUUCGAAAUAAAGGCAAAAAAAAUCAUAAUUUUCAAGAGCUUCUGACUCAAAAAGAAGAAAGAAAAAAAUAAUUAUAGGAAGCGAUUGAGCCUCUAAAUAGUCCAAAAUAGCGGUACCCAAGCGGAUUCUAUCAUAAAUCAUUGAAGUCAGCAAUUUUCUGGGGCUUUUUUUUGGCUGGAUAGUAGAAAGACAUCACUCGAACUUCAAAAGAUCGAGAAAAAUCUCAAAAAAUGCACUAGUCUAUCAUUUCAUGUAGUAUCAGUGCCAAAAAAAAAAUACAGGCCUCGAAAAAUGCUUCAAAAAAGCUCGCCAUGAGUUCAAAAAAGAACAAAAUCUUUGUUAAAAGCUCAAAAAGCUCGAUUUAAGUCCAAAAAAGACAUAAUCAAACGUAAAUCUUCAGCUAUUGCAGGCCAAACGACUUCUGGAAGGGUCAGAAUUUUCAAGAGGGUCAUUUUAAGCUUCUGACCAAUCUAGAAUCAACGCAGAUCUUUCUGGUCGCAUUUGGAAUGGCUCAGAUCGACCGCUCUGGUAAAAGGCUUUCAAGAACCAUUACCUCAAGCUGAAUGUCUCAAAAAAAUCCACAUUAAACAUCGAAAAAUUCACAGAGUCAGUAAUAAGUCCAGAAGAAGCUUCUGGAACUCCGAAAACUGCUCAAAAGGGCUAAAAAGCCCGCCGUGAGCCGAAAAAGGGCCAUACUGCGACAAAAAUGUCUAACGACCCAGUGGAAAGGCUGAAGCUUCUACCUCCAAAAUUUAUAGUGAAAAUACCAUAAAAAGUUGAAGAAACACCGGAGAAAACUCCAAGCCGCUACAUGAAUCGAAAGACGCUCAGGAGAAGCUCAAAAAGAGUCGCACCAGGUUCGAAAAACCUGCUGGAAGGUACAUAAGAAAAGGACAGGAGAAGCUCAAAAGCUCGAGUCCAAACGUGAAUGUGAGCCAUUCCAGGGGACUAACGACCCAAUCGGCUUCUGGAAAAGGCCGAACAUUUUGGAUGGCUCUAGGGGUCGGCGGCGGCGGCUGAGAAUGCGAAAGAGAUGGCGGCGGCGGCUGGCAGAGGAGAAGCUGUUGCCUCCUCCGCCGCCUCUCUCUCUUUGAUGGCUCCAACUCUCGCGGGCGCUGGUCCAGCUCUCGCCGGAGUGAGAGAGAGAGACUAACUCUUUGCCAAACACUACAUACACCCGAGCGGUUGUAUGUGUGGGGUGUGCCAGUCGGAAGAGAGAGACAGGAAGAGAAAGGCCCCGCGUUCGCUCAGCAGUCGCCGACGCGAUCGAUGGCGACGCCGAUGUCGCGCUGCUGGUCACAAUAUUUGCGAACAGUUGUCGCGCUUGUCAUCGCACUGUACCUACUUUCAUGUACUCUCACGAAGGCACAAAAUGA